AAAAAAAGUGGGAUCAGCUGAUGGGAAUCGAGUCACAAGCGAAAGAAGCAAACUCACACCGACUUUUGUACUUGUUCGACAGCAGGACGUCCGGUUGAACUUCGGAUCGGCAUGUUGGAAUUAGGAACCCUGUCGCUCACAACAGGUCAAAAUGACGGUGUGACGUCACCGCAAUGCAACGCGAAACACAGAAACGAAUUGUGAUCACGAAGACUGAUCACAUCCAAGAUGUCCGUUUCCGUCCCAUUGUCUCCCGGGAGAAAGAUGGCGGCUCUUCAGGCCGACGCGGCUGAAGUUCCGGCCCUGGAGUCCAAAGUAGCGGCGCUGGUGGUCCUGCUGGUCGUCACGCUGCUCUUCAGCCUCAUCCCCCUUUUCCUCGUGCAGGGGGCGGGGCUCUGCAGCAUCCGACCAGAGACGCGUCGGCGCCUGCUGACCUUGAUCAACUGUUUUGCGGGCGGAGUCUUCCUAGCAACGUGCCUGCUGGACCUCCUGCCAGACUAUCUUCAGGGAAUCUCUGCUGCUUUCGCUAGUGCCGGAAUCACACUGCAGUUUCCUCUGCCCGAGUUCAUCGUGGCCAUGGGCUUCUUCUUGGUUCUGGUUCUGGAGCAGGUGGUUCUUGCCUUCAGGGAACAGUCGUGGGCCCACGCUGAGGAGAGGCAAGGCCUGCUGGAGAACUCCAGCGUGCAGGCAAGUGAUGGUGACGCGCCGCCCCCCCAGCGGCGUCACGCCAAGGAGGAGUCCGACUCUGCACCGCCGUCAACGUUGCGCGCCUUCGUGCUGGUGUUUUCGCUGUCACUGCACUCCAUCUUUGAGGGUCUUGCGGUGGGCCUGCUGGGGCGAGGCCAGGAGGUCCUGGAGGUGUGUCUGGCUCUGGCCAUCCACAAGAGUGUCAUCUCGCUCAGCCUCGCCUUCACGCUGGCUCACGGCCGCCUGCGACGCCCGCUGGUCGUCAUCUGCCUGCUCAUUUUUGCCGCCAUGGCGCCGCUGGGCAUCGGCCUGGGCAUCGGCCUCUCGGAGAGCGAAACGUCAUCGCAGGGGCGGCUGGCUUGUUACACGCUGCAGGGUGUGGCGACGGGCACCUUCCUCUACAUCACCUUCAUGGAGAUCCUGCCGCACGAGCUCGGCCAUGGGCGUGGCCGCGUGACCAAAGUUGCCGUGGCGCUGCUGGGCUUCGCCGUCGUCACCGCCGUGCUCUUCAUCAAGAUGUGACCAUGGCGGCGUGGGCUGCGACGUCUUUGCGAAAGUGGUGACAUCACAUGACCUAAAGGGAAAGACUUGUAAACGACAUUUUUAAAAAAAAGAAGUUUUUACUUGAAUCACAACAUGAACUUAAACCUAAUUUUGGCUUGUGAUUAAGAGUAAUAAUUUUAUUUUAUUAAUGAAGAGGAAGUAGGCGGGGCUACAGUCAGGCUAAAACGACAAGUCAUUUCAGGGUAGUGCAGUAACGAAGCCUGACCGACAGGUGGCGGGCAAACACCGUGUCUUCCAGGUUGUGAGGAUGGAUUACUCACGUCGACGUAAAAAUCUCACUCGCUUUGUUUAUACGUAUUGUUACCGACGAAAACAAGCCAUUAAAGUGAGUUGGUUGCUCUCGA
Nerophis lumbriciformis (worm pipefish) is the source of this 1595-nucleotide messenger RNA. Lineage: Eukaryota; Metazoa; Chordata; Actinopteri; Syngnathiformes; Syngnathidae. The record is from RefSeq and is a predicted model, not a curated record.